This is a messenger RNA of Nematolebias whitei (Rio pearlfish), 2713 nucleotides long. Its product is annotated as secretory carrier-associated membrane protein 1. Bases 147 to 1175 code for a protein of 342 amino acids. The transcript is spliced from 9 exons. The record is from RefSeq and is a predicted model, not a curated record. NCBI's taxonomy places the organism in Eukaryota, Metazoa, Chordata, Actinopteri, Cyprinodontiformes, Rivulidae. Gene Ontology annotation, cellular component: recycling endosome membrane; trans-Golgi network membrane. Gene Ontology annotation, biological process: protein transport.
GGCUAGCGGGCUAAGCUAGUCUCCGUCAGCAGGAGGCGUAGAAGACUGCAGACAACAAAAACAGGCAGUCACAUCAAAAGGCUGAAGCUUUCUUGUAGAAUUGGAGAAUCUUUGCUGAAGGAAAACUAUUAUUAAAAGGCAAGACGAUGUCCGAUUUUGACAGCAAUCCGUUCGCAGACCCGGAUUUCAGCAACCCUUUUCAGGACCCUUCAGUGACCCAAGUGACACGAUCUGCUCCUCCUGGUGGUUUGGAGGAGUAUAACCCUUUCACAGAUGCCAGAACGGCAGCACCGGGAAAUGCCCCCAAACCCACUCCUGCACCUUCCCAGAACACACAGCCUGCCAUCAUGAAGCCAACAGAAGAACCUCCAGCUUACUCACAGCACCAGACUCAGGACCAGGCACGUGCUCAGGCUGAGUUGUUGAGAAGGCAGGAGGAGUUGGAGAAGAAGGCUGCAGAGCUUGAUCGUCGAGAGAGGGAGUUACAAUCCCACGGAGUGGCAGGACGUAAGAACAACUGGCCUCCAUUACCAGAAAAGUUCCCAGUCGGCCCAUGUUUCUAUCACGAUAUUGCAGUGGACAUUCCUAUAGAGUUCCAGAAGACCGUCAAGAUUAUGUACAACAUUUGGAUGUUCCAUGCAGGCACGCUCUUUGUGAACAUGUUUGGCUGCCUGGCGUGGUUCAUUGUGGAUGCAUCUCGGGGUGUGGAUUUUGGCCUGGCUAUGCUCUGGUUUCUGCUGUUCACCCCGUGUUCUUUCGUCUGCUGGUACAGACCACUUUAUGGGGCUUUCAGGAGUGACAGUUCAUUCCGCUUCUUUGUCUUCUUCUUCAUCUACAUUUGUCAGUUUGGGGUUCACGUCCUUCAAACUAUUGGAAUCACCGGCUGGGGGACAUGUGGCUGGAUUGCAGCUCUAACUGGUCUGAACACCAGUAUCCCAGUGGGCAUCAUCAUGCUACUAAUUGCAGCUCUGUUCACUGCAUUGUCUGUGGGUUCGCUCAUUAUGUUCAAAAAGGUGCACGCGCUGUACCGCACCACUGGUGCUAGCUUUGAGAAGGCUCAGCAGGAGUUUGCGACCGGAGUCAUGUCUAACAAGACCGUUCAAAACGCAGCUGCUAAUGCAGCUGCUAAUGCUGCAUCAAAUGCUGCUCGUGGGGCCUUUAAAGCUCAGCCAUAAACGGAAACGCAGACGAGACGCAGUCAAACUUAUACACACACAACGACAACAUUAUGGAGACACACAACUCUGGUCCUGCUGGCUCUCAGAUCAAAUGGGUCACACACAUGAAUGUUUCAUCUGCACAUUGCUCUUCUGAAGUAUGAAGGAAAAGAACAGACACGUGACCAGAGUUGUUUGUCUUCAUCUAAAGUCAAGCUCUAGUAAAGACAUGACAACAUAUCUGCUUUACAGUCAGAGGUCACAUACACAGUGAUUCAAGGUGUGUUUUGUGUGGGGGGGGGUUGUCCCUCACACUUACCUUUGCUUCUCUUGUCCUUCAGUUCCCUUGAGGUGGUCUCAGAUCAGGCAGGACUUCUAGCGUACCUUGUGUUUUUCCAUGGUGAUGACCUCCGAACAGCUUCAGUGUAGACUCAUGAGAAGUUAUAAUCUGAGUAUGGUGGUGUGCGCAUAGUUUUUUUUUUUUUUUAAAUGGCUGAAUCUGUGUGAAUGUUCGCUUCACUUAAAAUAAAAGGUGACUGAUCUAAUUAUUUAUUUUAGUAAUCCAGGAAUUGGACAUUGAAGGUAUGCUAUACCUUAACCAAUAUGUGUGUGCUUUGUAGCAAGACGGUAUAAUUCAUAAAAAAUAGUUUCCUAUAAAUAGGAAUUUGUAUGUUCUUAUUUAAGAACCUGCCCCAAGAUAUUUCUCAGUUGAAUAUCUCUUUCUGCUUUGUGUCCUUUGGUUGGGCUGGUUCAGCAUGAUGGUAAUAAGCAUGUUUAACACACUCGAGCUAAAAAAAUAAAACGUUUGGGGCACCCUUAUUCUCUCCACUUAUCAGGCUACACAGGCAGUUUUGGGGGAAACCUUUGCCGCCUUAUUUUCCCCAAAUUUUCCUGUGAGAAGUGAUCGCAUGUCCUGAAGUUGGUUCAGCUUUCAAAUGAAAUGGCCUGGUGCAUUCAAGCAGAAGUUUAGAAGAUUUUUUUUUGUUUUCUUUUUUUGUAUUUUUAUCAUUAACACACUACUGAAUCUGUGGAUCUCACUGUUUGUUCACAUGUGAUCAAAAACUAACGCUGCUAUUCAUCUGAGCUGUUUGAUCGUGGUCUCCUUGAGUUUAAAAAAAGAAAGACACGCUUCAUACAUGGAGAAAACUGAGCUGCCUUUUCUCACAGGAGACGACCUGGACAUGAUUCAUUUUGUCUCGAGUCCUGUUUACAUGUAAACCAUGAAGGCUAACGGUCCAUUUCCACCCAUGUUUCUCUGUCGGUAUUGGAUUACUGACAUCAGAAACCUUGUAGCCAAAAUAAACAUGAACAACUUGAUGCUCAUUCAGUUUUAUCACAAUGAUGUGUUGUUUUAAAUACACUAAAGUUGUGUAAACUGCUGUCGCUGAAGUGAAAUAUGGGCGUGGGAUUUAUUUUUUGUUACUCAUAGUGAAUGUGAUUGAAGAUGUGCAUGACAGAUGAAUGAUAGCUGGCCCUGCAGUAAUUACAUGAAAUACUCCCCAAACCUGCUAAAAGUUAAAGAUCUCUCGUUCAAUACUAAUAAUCAUUAUUAAAAC